Molecule: messenger RNA, 504 nt
Organism: Pelobates cultripes (western spadefoot toad)
Lineage: Eukaryota; Metazoa; Chordata; Amphibia; Anura; Pelobatidae
Source: the annotation of a GenBank genome assembly
AUGCGGAUGGCGGAGCCUAACAAGCAGUUCCCAGCCACACAGACCCACACAAUGGCAAACUCCACGUGUGACUGCAAUGGCGGCAGAGCGGAGACCGAUGUCCUGAAAAAGCUAGAUGCUAUCUUCGCCUUUUGGGCACAACUAGCACUCAGAGAGCGACAGGUCAACAUACAAGCGACCUUACCCAGAAACGGACCCGCAAGUGCUGGCCACAGCCACGCUGUUCCCCGCUCGGAGGCAACCACAAGAUGGCGCGGAAGACGGAGACCUCACCCGCAUACCCGCAAGCGAUUGACCAAAACAGCGCUGAUAACUCGCAGGGACAAGCAGGUCCCACCUCAUCCUCACACGCACCGAAUCCCGCCAGGCAAUCUUCAAGAAGCAAACACCCACCAGGGCACCAGAACCUGUCAACAUCAAGGGGAGUUCCAGAAUCCAGGACUACCUACAAUAAAACUACAGGUACCCACAGUGACAAGCGAACAGGCCCGUCAUCGGACCUAG